Messenger RNA from Acaromyces ingoldii, 1614 nucleotides. RefSeq lists its product as hypothetical. The transcript has 3 exons. Gene Ontology annotation, cellular component: nuclear origin of replication recognition complex; nucleus. Gene Ontology annotation, biological process: DNA replication initiation; DNA replication. The record is from RefSeq and is a predicted model, not a curated record. NCBI's taxonomy places the organism in Eukaryota, Fungi, Basidiomycota, Exobasidiomycetes, Exobasidiales, Cryptobasidiaceae. The coding region runs from base 1 to 1614 and encodes 537 amino acids. Gene Ontology annotation, molecular function: DNA replication origin binding.
AUGACAAGAGAUGCGGUCAAGAAGCGGCAUCCGGGGCGAGAGGAUGCUGCCGAUACCCUCUUUGACCUCAUAGGAGAUGAGAUGCAGCCUCUGCAACCAUCGCCUACAGCUAUUCAUGUCCAUGAUGCAAACAGUCCCAGCGCUACGUAUAGACUCGUACGGGAUGUUGUACGCUCUUCGAGCUUAUCAGAGGGUCUCGGCACAACAGCUGCGCCGUCUACGUCGACUGUCGCGGCCGAUGCUCUCGUCUCAACAGCAUUCAUCGACCCCUUGCUGACGCCCUCGCCAAAGCUCCUCUUCACAGCGAUCCUCUCCUCAUUCGGCCUAGACUCGAGAUCACUUGCCGACGACUCCAUCGACUCAUUUAUCGAUCCAAUUCAGACACACUUCAGGGGCCAACCGUCGAGAAAGGGCAUCAUCGUUGUGCAGCGAGCGGAACGAAUGCGGGACAUUUGGCCGGAGCACGUCUGGGAGCCACUGUACAGCCUUGCGGAGCAGGCCCUCAUCCCUGGUCAACUUACGCUCAUCACGGUCAGCAGCCUCUCUAUUGACCACUUUCGCACCUCCCGAGGUGCUGCGCCCAUUACGGGUCCCGGCACGCCCAUCAGCAUCACACUGGGUCGACUGAAGAAGCAAGACGUCCUUCGAGUUCUGGAACGUGACUUCGAUCGGCUCUGGCUCGACUUUAGAAAGAGAAGGGACGACGUGGACGAGCGAGGUGUGAAAAGAGUCUACGACAACUUCACCUCGAUUGCCUAUGACGCCUUUGCGAGCGAUGUGCGAGACAUCGAUGAGAUUCGGCUUCUCUCGGCUUGCGUCUGGCACCCUUUCAUCGAGCCCGUCGCUUCGGGUGCUGUUGCCGCCUCUGCGAUACAGCCGCUGGUGUCGCAGUCGUCACACCUCUUUCGCGACGCACUCGCUCGCUUGUUUCCUCGAAUCUUGUCUCCGCUAGAGUGGGUCCAGACGAUGUUGCGGCAGCAGAAGGGCCUAGCAAUUCGUGAAAAGAGCAGAACAAGCGAGGCAAGCUUGGCCCUUGUACCGUCCUUUAUCGUCCUGGCCUCCUUUCUCGCCUCUUUCAACCCUUCGAGACUCGACGUCCGCUACUUUCUGCGAGACGAAGCGUCUCUCUUGCCGAGCGCAAUCGGACCCGACGGCGAGGAGGAAAAGGUCCGGAAACGAGGAGGUGCGCUCAAGCGGAAACCAACGAGCCGAAAGAGGGCCCGUAUUGACGGCGCGAUUGGCGCCGAUGCGGCGGCAAAGCAGGAUCUCAAGCGACAGCAGCUGCUUGGCCCUAGACCAUUCCCGCAGGAGCGGUUGCUCGCCAUCUUUCAGGCCCUGAUCACGGAAGCUGGACCGGAACAUACCACGACAUCGGCGAGAGCACAAGACAUGACCCGCUAUUGGGAGCAUCAGGCCAAGGCAGUGUCGACGUACCGAGCUAUCGAAGCCCUCUGCCGCGAGGGCCGCUUCCUCGUCCGCAUUUCACCGUGGGAAAGAAUCGACGGGGGCGCUCCCAUGAGCCUGAGGACCAACGUGGGAUACGAAGAGGUCAAGCAGAUUGCCGACAGGGUCGACUUCGACCUCGAUGAAUGGCUCUGGGACUGGGGUCCUUGA